Schistosoma spindalis is the source of this 3380-nucleotide messenger RNA. Lineage: Eukaryota; Metazoa; Platyhelminthes; Trematoda; Strigeidida; Schistosomatidae. The record is from the annotation of a GenBank genome assembly.
GAACCUUCUAGAUAAUAAAGGGAGUAUUGAAUUGUGCGUUACUGUUGUUCGUGUUGUGUAGAUAAAUCGAGUCACAAACAAAAUGAUAACCGAUAAAAGAGCUGUUGAAGAUUCAGGCGUCCCCAAGAAUAAAAAAGCGAAGAUUGCCAGGGUAGGUUAUGGUAUAUUAUAUUUAUAUUUAGGUAAAAAAUAAAAUGCCAGCUGCUGUGCAAAUAACAGCUGAGCAGCUUCUUCGAGAAGCUAAGGAGAGAGAACUAGAAGUUACGCCAAAGGCCCCACAGCAGAAAAUCACAAGCCUUUCGGAGUUGAGAGACUUUCAGUUGCGUAAAAGGAAAGAUUAUGAAGACAACAUUAGGAAGAACAGAUUGGCCAUGCAAAAUUGGAUUAAGUAUGCAAAGUUUGAGGAAACGCAAGGUGAACUUCAAAGGGCUCGUUCAGUUUUUGAACGUGCUUUGGAUGUGGAUUACCGAAAUGUUGGUCUUUGGCUUAAGUAUGCCGAGAUGGAGAUGCGCCAUAAACAGGUGAACCAUGCUCGAAACUUGUGGGACCGUGCAGUUACUUUAAUGCCUCGAGCUAAUCAGUUCUGGUAUAAAUAUACGUAUAUGGAAGAAACACUGGGUAAUGUUGCUGGCGCCCGGCAGAUAUUCGAGAGAUGGAUGGAAUGGCAACCAGAAGAACAGGCUUGGCAUGCCUAUAUUAAUUUUGAACUUCGGUAUAAAGAGAUGGAUAGAGCACGUCUAGUUUAUGAAAGAUUUGUUCUAGUUCACCCUGAACCAAAAAACUGGAUUAAGUAUUCAAAAUUCGAGGAAAGAAAUGGUUUUAUCAAUUCAGCUCGUCUGGUUUUUGAGAGGGCAGUAGAGUUUUUUGGCACAGAUAAUCCCCAGGCUCGUUUGUUGAUUGAUUUUGCCCGGUUCGAAGAACGUCAAAAAGAGUAUGAACGUGCUCGCGUUAUUUAUAAGUAUGCACUAGAAAAUUUACCAAAGGAUGAUUGUCAAGAGAUUUACAAAGCUUACACACUUCAUGAGAAAAAGUAUGGCGAUCGUCUAGCUAUUGAAGAUGUUAUUUUAAGCAAACGAAAGUUUCAGUAUGAAGAGGAAGUACAAGCAAACCCUCAUAAUUAUGAUGUAUGGUUCGAUUAUGUCCGUUUAAUGGAAGAAGAGGGUUCAAUUGAACAGACACGAGAAAUUUAUGAACGUGCUGUUGCAAAUGUACCACCAAUCAAAGAAAAACGAUAUUGGAGACGCUACAUUUAUCUUUGGUUGAAUUAUGCACUAUAUGAGGAACUAUCAGCAAUCGAUCUAGAAAGAACACGUCAGGUGUACAGAUUUUGCUUAAAGUUAAUACCGCACAGACGUUUCACAUUUGCUAAAAUCUGGCUAUAUGCAGCUAAGUUCGAAAUCCGUCAAAAGAAAUUAACAGAUGCGAGGAAACUACUGGGUACCGCUUUGGGUAUGUGUCCGAAAGAUAAGCUAUUCCGCGGUUACAUUGAAUUGGAGAUCCAAUUAAGAGAAUUUGACAGGUGUCGUAAAUUAUAUGAGAAAUUCCUGGAGUUUUCUCCGGAAAACUGUACUACAUGGAUGAGGUAUGCUGAAUUGGAAAGUCUUCUGGGAGAGACGGAUCGUGCACGAGGUAUUUAUGAAUUAGCGAUCAACAGGAAAUUGCUGGAUAUGCCGGAAUUAUUAUGGAAAGCGUAUAUUGACUUCGAGAUUGAACAGUAUGAUUGGGAACGUGCUCGGUCACUUUAUCGAAGACUACUAAGUCGAACACAACACGUCAAAGUAUGGUUAAGUCUUGCAAACUUCGAAUUGUGUGCCUUGAACAAACUCACAGCCGCUGAUUUAGAUGAUGAAGAUUUAGAACAUUUGAAAGAUGUUGAACUGGACAAAGAAACAUUAAUACAAGAACAUAAUGAAAACGAAAUCAACAAAGCAGUAGAACGUUCACGUAAAAUCUACCAAGAAGCAAAUAAAGCUCUGAAAUAUAUAGAGGAUAAGGAGCAACGUGUUCGACUACUUGAAGCUUGGAAGGAAUUUGAAUAUGAAUAUGGAACUGAAAAAACACAGCGAGAUGUUGAUAAACUACAACCACAGAAGGUCGUUCGCAGUCGCCGACUUGGUGAUGAACGUAGUGGUUGGGAAGAAUAUAUUGAAUAUACAUUCCCCGAUACAGAUGCAGAAAAGCCAAACCAAAAAUUGCUUACAAUGGCCGCUAGAUGGGCAGAACAAAUGGAGAGGAAAAAAGCAGCUGCAGAGGCCGAAGGUAAAGAGGAUAGCGAUUCUAGUGAAGAAUCUGAAGAAGAAGAAGAGGAAGAUGGUUUACAAGGUGAUGAAGAUGAUAAUCGUAUUCCUGAGAGAGAACCCACAUGGUUUGACCGAAAAAACAAAGAAGAAAUAGAAAUCGACGAAGAAAGUGAUUAAAAAAAGCCCACUUCUAUACUUUUGUAUAUUUUUUAAAAUCUUGUACAGUCAACUAUACAUUUAUUAAAUCCAAUAGAAAAAUAGCUUGUUUUUUUAAUGAUAGUAGAGAUAUUCACUAGUUUAUGAAUUUUCAUCUGGCGGUAACCAAUCGACAGUAACUGAGCACUGUGAUCCAUUAAAAAAGUACCAGUUUCCAUGCGGCGCACCUUUUCGUGUUAUGGCCUAAGAAAUUGAAGUUAUCAAUACAGAAAGUCGAUUUGAAAAAUAUUGCAAAUUAGUUACAGUAAUACUGACGUUAAAAUGGCUGGUUGCGGAUAGGGACGUUAAUGAACAUCAGGUAGAUAAAUGAAAAAUGACACUUGUCAACUCGACUAUUUGUACUACCAACGAAAACAUCAAUCUGUUCACCAAGAUCCCUUCAUACAACAUCGUAGUACACCUCACUGUGAGACGCAGUCGUUUAGCAAGAGUUGCACUCAUUUAAGCAACGAAAAUGUUUUACUCAGGGAAGAUAACGUGAUCUUGAAGCCCGUAAAACAAUUUCAGACGUUUAUUUACGACCAGCAUUGACAUAUUAUGCUAAUCGGUAAUAUAGUUAAAUGGGGAAGUCUCUUUAUUAGAUUUAUUAUUAUUCCACGAGUCAACUGUUUGUUGAUCUCGUUUACUGGUCUAAAGCAUAGAAAGUGUUGACCACAGGAUAUAUGUAACAAGGUCGAUAGUUAAUCUGUGUUUACUCUGUUUACCUAAAUUCGUACACUGGUAAGCAAGAUAUUCUGCAUUUUUAUUUUUGCAACUUAACUUCAUAACCCUCUAUAUGUAGUUGGACAUUGCCGUAGCUCCUACCACUGCAAUAAUGCAAGAUAAUACUCGGUUUAUUCAUAUGGUGCCUCUUAAAGAGAUCACGAUUUAUUGAAGAUAAUAACAAAGUAGCUUUUAAUUACCCUGAUUAUUUCUUGGGAAACA